Molecule: messenger RNA, 690 nt
Organism: Drosophila ficusphila
Lineage: Eukaryota; Metazoa; Arthropoda; Insecta; Diptera; Drosophilidae
Exons: 1
Coding region: 49-525 (158 amino acids)
Source: RefSeq, a predicted model, not a curated record
GCACGGAAAAAGUACUCGCAGCAAUCCCGGCUGGACUCGGUUGGCAGAAUGGCCCCACUGCAUCUGCUGCUCCACUGCGCCACCACCCUGCUGAUCGCCAACGCCCUGGUGCUAAGUCCCCAGCUGCUGGCUGCCGAGAAUGAGGGGAAGGCCAAAGUCGGAUUCCCCAUCGCCCUGGACGAGGAAGUAGACGGCGUCGACCUGCCGCUCGAGGUGGAGCAGGACGUGGCCGGGGAGCAGCCCGGAGCAGGCAGGGCCCAGCACUCGAUGCCCCCCGACUGGCUGACCUUCGACGACCCCGCCCCCGCCCCGCCAACCAAGCACCGCAGCAGCCACAAGCCGCAGAUCAUCCUCAAGCAUCCGACCGGCGGGUUCCACAAGCUCUCCUCCCACGGCCACCGCUCCUGCCACGUGGAGGUGGUUAGCAAGGUGCAGGGCAUCUGCCAGCCGAUGCCCAUCGGCAGCGCCUGUGUCUCCGACGACUACAUGGACCUCUACACCGACGCCAACUGCUCCACUCAGUAGAAGGGUUCCCCGAUUUCCAGAUUGAUUGAUUGAUUGCUUCAUGGAUUGGCGGUGUGUGUGUGUGUGUGGACUCAGAUUUUGUGCAGAGACGAGGGGAGGAGUACGACUACCUGGUGCGCGAUGUCUGCAAAGCUUGUAUAAAUAAACCAGUUCAAUAAAAUUUUA